AAUAAUUGCAUAUAAAAGAGUUGAGUCACAAUUCAUUCAGUAGUCAGUUACUUUGCUAAAGUUGUGUGGUAAUGGCUCCCGAUGCUGCCGCCGCCGCCGGAGGGAAGAAGAGAAAACGCUAUCUUCCUCACAACAGACCAGUGAAGAAGGGUUCGUAUCCAUUGCACCCUGGUGUGCAAGGGUUUUUCAUCACUUGCGACGGAGGAAGAGAACACCAAGCCUCACGCGAAGCUCUCAAUAUUCUCGAUUCGUCCUAUGACGAGCUACUUGAUGGGGAACUUCCAAGUGUGAAAGAGUUGUCCGAUAGACCUGUAAAUACAAAAAUUACGUUUGCAGAUUCUGACUCUUCCAGUAGUGGUGAUGAUGAAGAUGAUGAUGAUGAUGAGGAGGAGGAGGAUGUGCAGGCACCCGAGGGAGGCAAGGAAAAGGAGGAUAAAAAGCCUAAACUGGAUGUUUGCAAUAGCGAGAGUACCACCCCUGUCAAUGAAACUGGUGAAAAACCAGAUCCUGAAAAAUUUGAUGAUCUGCAUGCUCAGGCUGGGGAUAAAGCUAAUGAUGAUAAAGUAGACCUCGACAGCCCUAAGACCAUAAAAAAGACAGAUGAUGAGCUACCAGUUGUGAAACAGUGCUGCAAAACAAAUGUGCUAACAUGUGAUUUGGGCGAAAAAAAAGUGGAAGAGAAGUCCAUCGAUAAGUUAAUUGAAGCCGAACUCGGAGAACUGAGAGACAAGAAUAAGAGACGCUUUGUCAAGCUUGAAUCAGGUUGUAAUGGUGUGGUAUUUGUUCAAAUGCGGAAGAAAGAUGGAGAUAAAAGCCCCAAGGAUAUAGUUAAUCAGAUAGUGACAUCAGCAGCAUCAACAAGGAAACAUAUGUCGAGGUUUAUCUUGAGAAUCUUGCCAAUUGAAGUCUCAUGUUAUGCUUCAAAGGAGGAAAUUUCAAGAGCAAUCAAGCCUCUUGUGGAACAGUACUUUCCUGUGGAAACUCAAAAUCCACAAAAGUUUGCUGUACUGUAUGAAGCACGGGCAAAUACUGGUGUUGACAGGAUGGAAAUCAUUGAUGCUGUGGCUAAGUCUGUUCCUGCACCGCAUAAAGUUGAUCUCAGUAAUCCUGAUAAAACAAUAGUAGUUGAAAUUGCCAGGACUGUUUGCUUGAUCGGGGUCAUUGAGAAGUACAAGGAAUUCUCUAAGUACAAUCUUAGGCAGUUAACAUCACGUAAAGUAUGAGCCUUCCAGACAAUCUGUUGUUUGUUGAUGUGGCAAAAUUCAUACCUUGACCUAUUUAUAUUUGUAGCAAGUGCUAGAUUUAGCAAGUAACUUAAAUGUAAUCCAGUUGUUUCUAACAAAUCAAACAAAAAAUUCAUAUGCAGCAAAUUGCUCAAAUGCGGUUGCGAUUUCAAAUCUUUUAUAAUCUCCAUGAUAUUUAUUA
Molecule: messenger RNA, 1425 nt
Organism: Cicer arietinum (chickpea)
Lineage: Eukaryota; Viridiplantae; Streptophyta; Magnoliopsida; Fabales; Fabaceae
Biological process (GO): tRNA modification
Molecular function (GO): RNA binding
Source: RefSeq, a predicted model, not a curated record